UGGUGGGGGGCCCAGUGCGGCGCGGCGACCCCCGGCCUCCCGGCAUGGACGCCGCUGCGGUACAGAGCAGCUCCCCGCCGGCCGGUGCGCGACCCCGGAAGGCGGGGGUGGAGAGGCGAGACGAGAUCGCUGGGCCAGGCCUCCACCAUGGACAGAGGCCAGCCCCCGCCCCUCCCUGGUGUCCCUGCUCCUGCCAAGCCUUGAAGGCCCAAGGGAUGGUUGAGAGUUGUGCAAGGUCUGUGGGUCCAUCCAUAGUGAGAUGCCCUGUAUCCAAGCCCAGUAUGGAACACCAGCACCAAGCCCAGGACCCCAUGACCAGCUGGCAAGUGACCCCCUGAUCCGUGAGCUCAACAAGCCCACCAUGGACCUGGCCAGCCCCGAGGCAGCCCCCGCUGCCCCCACUGCCCUGCCCAGCUUCAGCACCUUCAUGGACGGCUACACAGGAGAGUUUGACACCUUCCUCUACCAGCUGCCGGGAACAGCCCAGCCAUGCUCCUCCGCCUCCUCCUCGGCAUCCUCCACAUCCUCCUCCUCGGCCACCUCCCCUGCCUCUGCUUCCUUCAAGUUCGAGGACUUCCAAGUGUACGGCUGCUACCCCGGCACCCUGAAUGGCCCACUGGAUGAGACCCUGUCCUCCAGCGGCUCUGACUACUAUGGCAGCCCCUGCUCAGCCCCAUCACCGUCCACACCCAGCUUCCAGCCACCCCAGCUCUCUCCCUGGGAUGGCUCAUUCGGUCCCUUUUCACCCAGCCAGACUUAUGAGGGCCUGCGGGCAUGGACAGAGCAGCUGCCCAAGGCUUCUGGCCCUCCCCAGCCGCCAGCCUUCUUUUCCUUCAGCCCCCACACCGGCCCCAGCCCCAACCUGGCCCAAAGCCCCCUGAAGCUGUUCCCCUCACCAGCCACCCACCAGCUGGGGGAGGGAGAGAGCUACCCCAUGCCGACGGCUUUCCCGGGCCUUGUGCCCUCUUCUCCACAUCUUGAUGGCCCAGGGAUGCUGGAUGCGCCUGUGACCUCAGCCAAGGCCCGGAGUGGGGCUUCAGGUGGAACCGAGGGCCGUUGUGCUGUAUGUGGGGACAAUGCUUCAUGCCAGCAUUAUGGUGUCCGCACCUGCGAGGGCUGCAAGGGCUUCUUCAAGCGCACAGUGCAGAAAAACGCCAAGUACAUCUGUCUGGCUAACAAGGACUGCCCUGUGGACAAGAGGCGGCGAAACCGCUGCCAGUUCUGCCGCUUCCAGAAGUGCCUGGCUGUGGGCAUGGUGAAGGAAGUUGUCCGGACAGACAGCCUGAAGGGACGGCGGGGUCGGCUCCCUUCAAAGCCCAAGCAGCUCCCAGAUGCGUCCCCUGCCAAUCUCCUCACCUCCCUGGUCCGGGCGCACCUGGACUCAGGGCCCAGCACAGCCAAACUGGACUACUCCAAGCAGCCUCGGCCCUGGGUUAAUAUUCAGGAAUUGGCAAGCAAAAGCAUGGGCGGAAUCUCAGCUCCUCUCUCACCCCCGGAGCUGGCAUCCAAGUGCAUGACACAGUGGCCUUGGCAUGGGGCCCUUCUUGGGGUGCUGACCCCAUCGGACUACCCUCCCAAGUUCCAGGAGCUGGUGCUGCCCCACUUUGGGAAGGAAGAUGCUGGGGACGUGCAGCAGUUCUACGACCUGCUCUCAGGUUCCCUGGAGGUUAUCCGCAAGUGGGCCGAGAAGAUCCCUGGCUUUGCCGAGCUGUCUCCAGGCGACCAGGACCUGUUGCUGGAGUCAGCCUUCCUGGAACUCUUCAUCCUCCGCCUGGCCUACCGGUCUAAGCCGGCCGAGGGGAAGCUCAUCUUCUGCUCUGGCCUGGUGCUGCACCGGCUGCAGUGUGCCCGCGGCUUUGGCGACUGGAUCGACAGCAUUCUGGCCUUCUCCCGGUCCCUGCACAGCUUGGUUGUCGACGUCCCUGCCUUCGCCUGCCUCUCUGCGCUUGUCCUCAUUACAGAUCGGCAUGGGCUGCAGGAGCCACGGCGGGUGGAGGAGCUGCAGAACCGUAUUGCCAGCUGCCUGAAAGAGCAUGUCUCUGCCGUGGCAGGCGAGUCCCAGCCGGCCAGCUGCCUAUCGCGCCUGCUGGGCAAGCUGCCUGAGCUGCGGACCCUGUGCACCCAGGGCUUGCAGCGCAUCUUCUACCUCAAGUUGGAGGACUUGGUGCCCCCUCCACCCAUCGUUGACAAGAUCUUUAUGGACACACUGCCCUUCUGACCCCAGCCUGGGAACAUGUGUGCACCGUGUAUGCACGCCCAUAUGCCACCCCAUGUGCCUUUAGCCCAUGGCCCACGGGUCCCUGGAGCACCCUCCGCACCGGGCCUGGGCUUGAGCUGCAGACUGGCUGGCCUCCGCACUUACUCUGGGAGGUUGGCAGGGUGCUGAUGCCCUGGAGGAGGGAGGUGCAUUCUUGGGGGUGACCCCUACUCUUUGUCUUACCCACAGCGUAGCCCUGGCCUUCAUGUUUUUGUAAGAUAAACAGUUUUUAACACACACCACCAUGCUGUAAAUAAGCUGAAUGCUGCUGUAAAUACAGGAAGGAAGAGGCUGAGAUGGGAGCGGGGGUUGGGAGUGGGUGGGUCCCAUGGGUCCUACCCGCUGGGGCAAGCCUUACCCACUGCCUCCAACUUGUCUCUUUCCCCACUCCUUCCACAUGUAUAUAAACUCACUCUAGGAAAACGACAAAUGACAGAAUCCGACAUUUAUAUUUGUGUAUUUUCCUGGAUUUAUAGUAUGUGACUUUUCUGAUUAAUAUAUUUAAUAUAUUGAAUAAAAAAUAGACAUGUAGCUGAAA
This is a messenger RNA of Manis pentadactyla (Chinese pangolin), 2795 nucleotides long. It is a transcript of the gene NR4A1, whose product is annotated as nuclear receptor subfamily 4 group A member 1. The transcript is spliced from 8 exons. NCBI's taxonomy places the organism in Eukaryota, Metazoa, Chordata, Mammalia, Pholidota, Manidae. Gene Ontology annotation, molecular function: RNA polymerase II cis-regulatory region sequence-specific DNA binding; nuclear glucocorticoid receptor binding; nuclear receptor activity. Gene Ontology annotation, cellular component: nucleus; transcription regulator complex. The record is from RefSeq and is a predicted model, not a curated record. Gene Ontology annotation, biological process: cellular response to corticotropin-releasing hormone stimulus; regulation of transcription by RNA polymerase II. Bases 260 to 2218 code for a protein of 652 amino acids.